Messenger RNA from Brachypodium distachyon (stiff brome), 2515 nucleotides. RefSeq names its product protein DETOXIFICATION 35. Gene Ontology annotation, biological process: xenobiotic detoxification by transmembrane export across the plasma membrane. NCBI's taxonomy places the organism in Eukaryota, Viridiplantae, Streptophyta, Magnoliopsida, Poales, Poaceae. Gene Ontology annotation, cellular component: membrane. The record is from RefSeq and is a predicted model, not a curated record. The transcript has 5 exons. Bases 192 to 1907 code for a protein of 571 amino acids. Gene Ontology annotation, molecular function: xenobiotic transmembrane transporter activity; antiporter activity.
CGGCGUCCGUCGUCCUCAGCCAUCCGUCCCAACUAACGAACCAGGGCAACUACGCCUAAGAACGGCAAACCUCGCGCGCCGAGCUCGGACGGCCGGCCGGCCGCACGCGCGCCAGCCAGGGCCAGGAGCCGAUCCAGCAGCACCGGCCGCCACUCCCCUCCGAUCCUCCGCCCACUACGUUACCUAGUACCAUGGCCUACACCGAGCCGCUCCUUUUCACCACGCCCCAUAGCCACAGCCCCCGCGCGCGCCACCUCCACAUCUCCGCCGCCGUCCCUACGCCCACCCCUUCCCCGGCCACCACGCCCAGGAACAACCCGGCCGGCGAGCACGAGCACUCCGCCGCCGCGGCCGCAGCCGCCAGCAUGGUCGUAGCGGUGCGCGGGCGCGACGACGAGACGGGGAAGCUCGUCGUCGUGGCCGCCGGCGCCGGAGACGAAGAGGACGGUGAUGAUGAUGAUGAGGAGGCCCCAGGGGACGCGGCGGCGGUGCGGUCGGCGCGCGACGGGGUGGCGGUGUUCGCGGAGGAGUCGCGGCGGCUGUGGGCGAUCGGCGCGCCCAUCGCCUUCAACAUCCUCUGCCUCUACGGCACCAACUCCACCACCCAGAUCUUCGCCGGCCACAUCGGCACCCGCGAGCUCUCCGCCGUCGCCAUCGGCCUCUCCGUCGUCUCCAACUUCUCCUUCGGCUUCCUCCUGGGCAUGGGGAGCGCGCUGGAGACGCUGUGCGGGCAGGCGUUCGGGGCGGGGCAGGUGGCGAUGCUGGGCGUGUACAUGCAGCGGUCAUGGAUCAUCCUCACGGCCUCGGCGCUGCUCCUCUCGCCGCUCUACGUCUUCGCGGGCGGAAUCCUCCGCCUCCUCGGCCAGGACGACGCCAUCGCCGACGCCGCGGGGGACUUCACGCUCCGCAUCAUCCCGCAGAUGUUCGCGCUCGCCAUCAACUUCCCCACGCAGAAGUUCCUCCAGGCGCAGAGCAAGGUGGCGGCGCUGGCGUGGAUCGGCUUCGCGGCGCUCGUGGCGCACGUCGGCCUGCUCGCGCUCUUCGUGUCCGUGCUCGGCUGGGGCAUCGCCGGCGCCGCCGCGGCCUACGACGUGUCGUCCUGGCUCACGGCGCUGGCGCAGGUGGCGUAUGUUGUGGGUUGGUGCAGGGAAGGGUGGACGGGGCUGUCGAGAGCCGCGUUCAAGGAGCUCUGGGCUUUCGUCAAGCUCUCGCUGGCCUCGGCUGUUAUGCUCUGCUUGGAGAUUUGGUACAUGAUGGUGCUCGUUGUCCUCACCGGCCACCUCGACGACGCCGAGAUCGCCGUCGACUCCAUAUCCAUAUGCAUGAACAUCAAUGGGUGGGAGGGGAUGCUGUUCAUCGGGCUGAACGCGGCCAUCAGCGUGCGCGUGUCCAACGAGCUGGGAUCGGGGAGGCCGAGGGCGACGAUGCACGCGGUGGUGGUGGUGCUGGCGCAGUCGCUGGCGCUGGGGCUGCUGGCGAUGGUUCUCAUCCUGGCAACGAGGAACCAUUUCGCAGUGAUCUUCACAGGCGACACGCACCUGCAGAAGGCCGUCGCCAACAUCGCCUACCUGCUCGCCGUCACCAUGGUGCUCAACAGCAUCCAGCCGGUCAUCUCGGGCGUCGCCGUCGGCGGCGGCUGGCAGGGCGUCGUGGCAUACAUCAACCUCGGCUGCUACUACGCCUUCGGCCUCCCCCUCGGCUUCAUCUUCGGCUACCUCUUCAGAUGGGGCGUCAGGGGGAUCUGGGCGGGGAUGUUGUGUGGGACAGCGUUGCAGACAGCGAUCCUCAUGUACAUGGUUUAUAAUACCGACUGGAAAGCAGAGGCAUCGCAAGCGUUGGAAAGAGUGAGAUUAUGGGGAGGGCAGCAUGAGAAGCUUCCCACGAUAGACAGGGAGGAGCCUAGAUAGAACUCUGAUUGAGCUUUGUCUCUCGGUGCAAUACCGUGGAUUGUGCUAGGCUAAGGUAGUGUGUACCCUGUGUUAUUUCAGGCGGGAAAUUAACGAGUUAGACAGAAGCCUUUUAGAACAUUGAUUUUGUAGGGAUCAUGCGGAUAUACCUAGAGUUUAUAGCUACUGGCUGGUAGUCAAAGGAAUUUCUGUACAAACUUAAUGAAGUUUUGAGUGAUCAGGUUAGUAUUAGUGUUUUGACAGCAUGCGUUGGGCUAUCUCGGAUACCAGCUUCGUAGAUAUCAAGACCCAAUUCACAACUGGGCAUGGCAAUUGCACAAAGAAGGAUAUGCAGUUUCAACCAGCAAGGAAGGGAAUUGAAGUCUACCGAGGCCAGUUUGGAAUUGAGUUUUUCUCUUUUUAGGAAUCAUCUGGAGAGUUCUUCCAUCUGAAUUUCAUAACUUCAAGAGAAGUGUUACAUGGUUAUGAGUCGUGAGGAGAUAAGCGGCGGCUGCCUUCAUAUUGAUCUUUUUUAGCCGCUAAGACCCCAUUGUAGUAUCAUCUAUGGUGUUUUCAAGAGUUAUGUUGGAAUUCGGACGGUAGAAAAGAAUUGUGAUUUUCCUGGUCGA